UUGAGUUGGAAAGGGAGUCGGCAGAGCAGGGAAAGUGAGUCGACCAACGGACACAGUGAGAGAAGGACCUCCAGGCUAAUACUAACGCUAACCCUUAUGUUACUUUGAAGGCUUUGUGAGCACACCUGCAGCAGCUUGACUUCCACUCGUUUAGCCUAUCUAGCGUAGCACCCAAGGACCAGGGAGCACUGUAUAGUGAUCCCCAUAGCUCACACCUCCUCCGUGGUAUCCCCCCCCCCCAGUCAUCUAGCUUGGCAUGAAGAUGUGUUUUAGUCUACAGAAGGCUGGACCAAAUUCACUAUAAUACACUACAAAGAGAAAGAGAGAGGAUAAUCUGGCCAAAUCAUCAUUAAACCGAUAAUCCACACCAAGUAAAAAGAAGAGAAAGGGGGACAAAGACUAAAGGAAGGGGGAAAAGGAUACAGAACAUCCCUUCAAAAUGGCGCAGAUCCCUCAGGUGUGGCACACCCAGGAAGAGAAAGUGGACCUGGAUAUAUUGGUGGCUGUUGGCAGCCAACCCGAGUGCUCUAUCUGCUACAACACCUACGACAACGUCUUCAAGACGCCCAAGCUGCUGGACUGUUCCCACACCUUCUGCCUCGAGUGUCUAUCACGCCUCAUGGCCAUUUCACUGGGAGAGCAGGAAGGAGGAGGCAGCAGCAAGAUCCUGUGUCCCUUCUGCCGCCACCCCACCCUCCUGACCAAGGAGGGUCCCCCGGCCCUGGCCACCAGCAGCGAGGUACUCUGUAAGCUGCCCAGCCACCAGCAGCACGAGGAGCCUGUGUGGCUGGACGGAGAGAAGCUGUGCUACAAACGGGCCCUGGAGGCCAGCCCCGAGGCCUCUAGCUCCACCUCGACCUUCUGCAUCUGCAUCGACAUAGGGGCCAGCAAAGCAGGCGAGGUCCCGGCUCAGACACGCCCCCACAACAUGGCCUUUAUGAGGCGUCUGACCAGCUGUAAGCGGCUGCUGCUCUUCAUCAUGCUGAUGGUGCUGCUAGUGGUCAUCGUGCUGUGGCCCCUGCAGUGCAUCGUCACCACGGGCAACAUGCACUGCAUGCCUCGCUCUGUGGGCUCAAUACAAGGCUCCAUCACCACCACAGCUACCCCAUUCACCAGCAUACACCAUUCCACAAAGGGAGCCUUUCAUUAAAAUACAUGUAUGUAGUAUGCCAGAUUCCACCAACGGUACCCUGGUUCACAUUCACACAGACCCCCAGAAUAAGCUCUAGUAAGAGGUUGAUCUAUGUAUCCCUUCUCCGCCACAUUCUCCUUCAGCUCCACUAAAGGGUAUCCAGCCACAGCCCCCCCCCCCCCCA
Salvelinus sp. IW2-2015 is the source of this 1316-nucleotide messenger RNA. Its product is annotated as RING finger protein 223. Gene Ontology annotation, molecular function: ubiquitin protein ligase activity. Gene Ontology annotation, biological process: protein ubiquitination. The record is from RefSeq and is a predicted model, not a curated record. NCBI's taxonomy places the organism in Eukaryota, Metazoa, Chordata, Actinopteri, Salmoniformes, Salmonidae.